Paracoccidioides brasiliensis Pb18 is the source of this 1431-nucleotide messenger RNA. RefSeq names its product E3 ubiquitin-protein ligase PRP19. Gene Ontology annotation, biological process: mRNA splicing, via spliceosome; DNA repair; protein ubiquitination. Gene Ontology annotation, molecular function: protein binding; ubiquitin protein ligase activity. Gene Ontology annotation, cellular component: U2-type catalytic step 1 spliceosome; cytoplasm; Prp19 complex. The record is from RefSeq and is a predicted model, not a curated record. The coding region runs from base 1 to 1431 and encodes 476 amino acids. The transcript is spliced from 5 exons.
AUGCUGUGCGCAAUUUCUGGUGAGGCUCCUCAGGUCCCUGUAGUUUCGCGAAAGAGUGGAAAUGUUUUUGAGAAGCGCCUUAUCGAGGCCUAUGUUUCAGAAAAUGGCAAAGAUCCAGUAACUGGCGAAGAUCUUACGGUCGAAGACCUCGUAGAGCUCAAAUCGGCCCGAGUUGUUCGACCGCGUCCUCCCACCCUUACAUCAAUUCCGUCCCUCCUAGGAGUUUUCCAGGAAGAAUGGGACGCCCUUGCGCUUGAAACAUACACUUUGCAACAGACCCUAGCUCAGACCCGACAAGAACUUAGUACCGCAUUGUACCAACAUGACGCUGCUGUUCGAGUCAUUGCAAGACUCACAAAGGAACGAGAUGAGGCUCGCGACGCAUUGUCUAAGGUUUCGGUGGGCGCAGGUCGUGCUCCCAGCAAUGGCGAUGCUAUGCAAGUAGAUAGCACUGGGCUACUGCCUGCUGUCAUUGCUAGGAUAGAUGCUACACAAGAAAAGUUAUCGAAAACACGUCGCAAACGAACUGUUCCGGAGGAAUGGGCAACGGUGGAAAUCAUACAAGAGCUCAAACCCACAGAGACAUCCGAAGUGCUUUAUCCUGGUGGAAAGUUCUUGUCCCUCGAUUCCUCUGGUGAGCUGGCGUUGGUGGGAGGUGUCGAUGGAGUAGCAGGGAUAUAUUCCCUGUCUGAGAAGCGGAUAGUGUCGUCGUUGAAAGUUGGGGGUGCCGUCACAGAUGCUAUAUGGAUAGGAGACAAGGCAGCCGUCGCAACAUCCACUGGCACUGUGAAAUUAUUUGAAAAUGGAACAGAGAUUGCCAGUUUCAAUUCUCAUGCAGGAGAAGCCCUUUCGUUGGCAGCCCACGCGACAGGUGACAUCCUCGCGUCUGUAGGUGUGGAUAAAAGUUAUGUCCUCUACGAUCUUACGACAAAUGCAGUAAUCACUCAGAUCUACUGUGAUUCUGCUUUAUCCUGUGUCAAAUUCCACCCUGACGGCCACAUUCUCGCUGCUGGCGGUGCCGACGGGCAAAUUAAGAUCUUCGACGUUAGAACAGGAGCAAGUGCGGCCAAUUUCAGUUCUACCGGUGCGCUUAAAGCUCUAUUCUUUUCAGAGAAUGGCACAUGGCUGGCAUCUGUAACUGAGAACUCGUCUACCGUCUCAAUUUGGGAUUUGCGCAAGUCAGCUGAGGUGAAGGUUCUGGAAACGGGAAAUCGAGUGGAUUCCAUCAGCUGGGACUACACCGGGCAAUUUUUAUUGACAGGCGGACCAAAUGGAGUGACCGUACGGCACUAUUCCAAGACGUCCAAGCAAUGGUCAGAGCCUCUGAGGAGUGCAGUCCCGGCAGUUGCGGUGGAAUGGAGGAAAUCAGCCCAGGGCAUAGUCGUGCUGAAUACCGAGGGCGCUCUUACGGUGUUGGAGUCAAAACCAUGA